AUGGGGAAAAUCUAUCAAGUUUUCGUUGUCGGAAUAAAGGGGGAGAAGAAAACUGUCGAUGUUGCACACUCCGAGGUGGAAUUCAACAACACGACAGUUUUAGAGUUCAAGAGGAAACUUUCAGAAAAAUUCCCUGGGAAUUCAGGUGAUGAUUUGUCUUCAAUGAGGCUGUUGUUUGCGGAUAAACAGCUGGACGACGCAGACAAGUUCUCGGAUCAUGAGAUCAAGGACCAUUCGACCAUCUUCCUUGUCCUGCGGCUGCCGGGGGGUGUCAUCUAA
Messenger RNA from Chanos chanos (milkfish), 279 nucleotides. Its product is annotated as polyubiquitin-like. Gene Ontology annotation, molecular function: protein binding. The record is from RefSeq and is a predicted model, not a curated record. Lineage: Eukaryota; Metazoa; Chordata; Actinopteri; Gonorynchiformes; Chanidae. The coding region runs from base 1 to 279 and encodes 92 amino acids. The transcript is spliced from 2 exons.